AGUCCUCUCAAAUCUAAUUGUAGAACUCGAUCACCAGUGGAAAAACUCGAUCCGAGUUCGUGAGGUGGAAGAUGGUAGUUGAAUCAGUGCUCACUUUCGCUGCUGAGGGGAUUCUGAGCAAGGUGUCUUCUCUUGCCGCUAACAAAAUUGCUCUUGCAUGGGGGUUCAAGGCCGAACUGGAGAAGCUCAGACAGUCCUUAUCCUACAUUCAAGAUUUAUUAGGCAGUGCUGCGGAUCAGAGACUAGAUGAUCGGGGCAAGGCAGUAGAGGAAUGGGUCAAGAAACUUAAACAGGUAGCUGAAGACGCAGAUGAUGUUUUGGAUGAGUUCGAGUAUGAACUUCUCCGACAACAAGUGGAGCUGCGAAACGACAUGGUGUUUCCGCAGAAGAUGUUUUGCAGAAAGGUACUCAACUUCCUUUCUGCCUCCAAUCCUCUUUGGUUUCGUUUCAAUCUGGCGCAUAAGAUUAAGAAGAUCAAUGAUUCUCUGGUGGAGCUUAAGAAUGAGGCACCUGCAAUCAUCUUGGUUGCCAAAAAAGGAGAUUCAAGGCGACGACCAGAUCGAGUGCAAACUGAUGCAUUUUUUGAGAUUGAGAAUGGUGAAAAAGAAAAAGUUGUUGGAAGGGAAGACGCUGUGAGAAAGAUAGUUACGACGUUGAUCAGCUCCGACAAUCAGCAGAAGAAUCUUUCAGUUAUGGCCAUUGUGGGAAUGGCUGGCCUGGGGAAGACUACUUUGGCUAAAUCAGUGUACAAUGAACCUGACAUAGAUAAACACUUCGAUAAAAGAAUAUGGGUGUGUGUGUCUAACACUUUUGAAGUGUUUACGAUUUUAAGUCAGAUGGUAGACACUGUAGUACCUGAAAAGGCUGGAAUGAAAUGCCAAAAUGCAAUUCUUGAAGCUCUGAGAGAGAAGCUAACAGGGAAGAGAUAUCUUCUGGUGCUCGAUGAUGUUUGGAAUAAAGAGAAGGAAAAGUGGGAUAGCUUGAUGAGUUGUUUGUCAAAGCUGAAUUCUAAACCCGGAAGCUGCAUUAUCGUCACCACCCGUAGCACCAAUGUGUCAACUAUUGCUGAAACACUCCCCAGACCUGAGUUGACAAAGCUAUCAGAGGAGGAUUGUUGGUCCAUUAUAAAGCAAAGAGCUUUAAAAGACGAAAAUGAUGCAGAACUAGAAAGAAUUGGGAGGGAGAUUGCUGAGAAGUGUGGAGGGGUACCCUUGGUUGCAAAGGUUUUGGGAAGCCUACUGCGCUCAAAAGCUAGUGAAGUUGCUGCAAGACCUAGUACAGUUGCUGAAUGGUCGUCAAUUCGAGACAAUAGAUUAUGGGACCUACGUGAAGGGGAGGACAGGAUCAUGAAGGUAAUUGAAAGAGGCACUAUUACGAAGUACACAAUGCACGAUCUUGUGCAUGAUCUUGCAGAAAAAGUGUCCAAAAGUGAGCGCUUGACACAGGAGUUGAAUGAUGAUGUUCGACAUGUUGCACGUAGUCGACCUCCUUCAACACUAGAAAACAUGUCAGAAGUAACUGUUGGGAGAUUGCGCUCACUAUUUUCAAAUGACCAGGUCCCAGAUAUCGUUUCCUCCAAGUUCAAAGCAAUGCGGGUCUUAAGUUUUGAUACAGCAGAUAUAAAAGAGUUGCCAAAGUCAUUUGGCAAGCUGAAGCACUUGAGAUAUCUAGACCUCUCAGAUACAGGAAUCAAAGCACUUCCCAAGUCAAUUGGCAAGCUCUAUAACCUUCAAACAUUGCGGAUGCAGAAUUGUGAUAUGAACGAGCUUCCAAGGGAGAUGCAAAACUUGAUCAACUUGAGGAAUCUCGUCCUAGAUCGCUGUAGCGAAUGUGAAGAACUCCCGAUACUAGGCCAUCUACCGUUCCUUAGAGAUGUGAAGAUAAAGGGUAUGCAUAACCUAAAACGCAUUGGAAGUGAAAUUUAUGGUUAUGACCUUGUUUACGAGGCUACACGAGAGAAGGAGACGAUAGUCUUAUUUCCAGCACUAAAAACAUUAAGCAUUUCCUACUGCCUUGAGCUAAUUGAAUGGAUGGAAGCACCCACAACGACGAUGACAAAAGUAGAGGUGUUCCCUUGCUUGGAGGAGUUGACGAUACUAUGUUGUCCAAGAAUUGGGUUCAUUCCAAUUCCCUGCAGCAUGGCAUCCCUCCGCGAACUGCGGAUUGAAUGGUGUGAUGCAUUAUCUAGUAUUGGCCAACUCGAUCAUUGCACCUCUCUACAGGAAUUGGAGAUUAACAGCUGUGAAGCAUUAUCUAGUAUUGGCCUAGAGGGCCUUUCAUCCCUCCGCAAACUGCGGAUUGAAAGAUGCGAUAAUCUAGCGACCAUUUCGUUUACACGAGUCCUCCCAUCCCUCAGUAAAUUGAAAGUUGAGUACUGCGAUAAUCUGUCUUCCUUGGCUGUCCCAGAAUACUGUCCCUCGCUUCAGGAGUUGAAAGUAAGCCAAUGCCCCAAGCUAGCAUCCAUUACAUUUUCUACGGAUUUGAAUCCAUGUCUUGAGGAUUUGUGUAUAGAGAACUGCGACGGUCUGCAAUCUCUUCCAGAUUUCCGCAGUUUCACAUCCCUCCGUGCAUUGUCUAUUGAAGAAAGUGCGGGGAUAGAAAGUCCGGUGAGUGAGUUUCAUAUCCCGGUGUCUCUGGAGCAGUUGUGUAUUUCGAAAUUCCGUAAUCUGGAGAGUAUUCCACGAUUGGAGGAAUGCACAUCCCUUCGUGGAUUCAAGGUUAGUCAUUGUGACAAAUUGAAGUUUCUACUGACAGGGCUGAGCUGCCUCGCUCGUCUGGAGGACUUGUGUUUAGGUCCUUUCUGGGAGGACCUCGACUCUUUCCCUGAUUUUCAAGUUCCAUCCCAACAACUUGUAUCAUUAGCGUUGGACGGGUGGCCUAAGCUCAAGUCUCUUCCUCAACAAGUUCAACACUUGACUUCGCUGACAGAGUUGACUAUAAGUUCUUUCAAAGGAGUGGAGACUUUACCAGAGUGGCUGGGCAACCUUGCAUCUCUCGUGGACCUGAGAAUUUUGAAUUGUGAGAAUCUCAAGUAUCUACCUUCUCUCGAAGCAAUGCAACGCCUCACCAAAUUACAGCAUCUAUAUGUUUCUGGUUGUCCACUUCUAAAACAAAGAUGCACCAAGCACAUCUGCGAAGAAUGGCCCAAGAUUUCUCACAUUUCAGAUAUCAGAAGUAAGUAA
Fragaria vesca subsp. vesca is the source of this 3182-nucleotide messenger RNA. RefSeq names its product disease resistance protein RGA2-like. Gene Ontology annotation, molecular function: protein binding; ADP binding. The coding region runs from base 72 to 3182 and encodes 1036 amino acids. The transcript is spliced from 4 exons. Gene Ontology annotation, biological process: defense response to other organism. NCBI's taxonomy places the organism in Eukaryota, Viridiplantae, Streptophyta, Magnoliopsida, Rosales, Rosaceae. The record is from RefSeq and is a predicted model, not a curated record.